AUGCUGCUUUUACGAUGUAUACUCAGUUUUGCUGUUUUAUUUUUUUUGGCUCAGUCUUCAUUUGGCGCUCAAGGAAAUCAGCAAGUCAAGGGUUACAAUAUUCUCGUUGAAUCUGAAUCUCGCUUUUGCUCAUUUCUACCUCCCAAACCGGGAUCAGAUGUGGCGAAGACAGAAAAGGACGGAGUGCCGUUUUGUACUCAGAGUGGCAUGGUGGAUGGUGCCCACCAAUUUCCUGCUGGUUUUAUAGUAUCUGCCCAUUUCCAAAAAACUUCAACAUAUUCCCAAGUGACAGGCCGCAUAGAUCGCUCCAAAUAUAAACUAUCUGCAUCAGACGGUGGUGGUCAAUAUGAUCAAAAGGAUAUAAUUGGAGGAACAUGCAAUAAUCACAAGUUCUGGGUCAAUGUGGUGGAACCCGAUUCCAACAUCUUCUGCAUUCGUUGCUGCAGCAACACCAAAGACUGUAACCUUGGAAUAUCUCAGUACGGUUGCCGACGAAUUGUUCCUGGCAAUUACGACUAA
Messenger RNA from Radiomyces spectabilis, 519 nucleotides. RefSeq lists its product as uncharacterized. Bases 1 to 519 code for a protein of 172 amino acids. The transcript is spliced from 2 exons. NCBI's taxonomy places the organism in Eukaryota, Fungi, Mucoromycota, Mucoromycetes, Mucorales, Radiomycetaceae. The record is from RefSeq and is a predicted model, not a curated record.